AUGGAAGUCAACGAGCAGCUAGCAUGUAUCAAGGAGCAGUACCAGGGGCUCAACCAGCUCCUGCAGCAGAUGGAGCGGCGGCGGGCCGCCGAGUGGAACGAGGAGCACGCGGUGCUGAAGCAGACCGUCGCUGGCCUCAAGGGCACGGUGAAGGAGCUCAAGAUGCAGAUGCACACGGCAGAGCAGAGCCUGGCGCAGUUCAUUGCCACGGCCCGCAAGGACCGCGAGCAGUCGGCGGGGCGCGGCGCGGCGCGGUCCAAGGCGUGGCUGCGCGCGCGCUUCCGGAAGCGGCAGGGCAGUCCCGCGGGCGCCGCGCAGCCCGAGGACGUCGGCCCCGAGGACCUGGACGCGGCCGCGAUGCGCGCGGAGGUGGCGCGGCUGCAGGAGCGCAUCGCGGAGUGCGAGCGGGACGCGCACGAGGCGGUGGCGCGGCUCGCGGAGAUGCACCGCGGCGGGGCGGACCCGGGGGCGCAGGAGGUGACGCUGUGCGAGUCGCGCAUCGCGGUGCAGCGCGACACGGUGGCCAUCCUGCGCGAGGACGUGCGCGACCUGCACGCGGCGAUCAAGGCCUCGGAGGCCGCGGCGUCGCACCGGGAGAUCGAGGAGGCCGGGUGGCGGCAGCUGACGGGCCUGAAGCAGAUGCUGGUGCUGACGGUGCAGAAGAUUGACGACAUCAAGCGGCGGUGCUACUGCCCGGACAUCGACGGGUACUCGUUCAAGUUCGGGUCCGGGGGAGUGUACGGGGGCGCGAAGAACAUCGCGGUCAGCCACAUCGGCGGGAACCUGCACUGCCGCGCCACCACGGGCCUGAAGAGCAGCAAGGGGGUCCCCGCGGCGCUCCUGUCCUUCCACAUCGGACAGAAGCACGGGACCAUCGCGACGCCGCCCGCCGCCGGGGGCUCCGACCACCAGCCCGCCGGCGCGCGGCUGCCCUCGCACCACACGCUCGGGGCGACGGCGCAGGCCAGCCCCGUGCAGGCGCUGCGGAAACGCGCCUCCGGGGCGGCCGCGCACAGCUCGCGCGCCUCGCAGGACCUCACGGCCGGCCGCGCCUCGCCCGCGAACUCCAUCGGCCGGCAGACGUCGUCGUCGUCCAUCGCGCCCACGGCGGACGGCACGCUCGAGGACGCGUGGUUCCGCGACGCGGUGCUCGACGACGACGACGACAUCGAGUCGGUCGCGGGCGAGUCGCGCAUGGAGGGCAGCGCGAUGUCCACCGCCGCGCAGACCGCCGGGAGCGAGGCCAGGACUCGCGCAGACUCGGACGGAACGGACGGCCCACGCGCGCAGGCGGCCCAGCAGCACCCGCAGGCCCGUGGCGCUGCCGGGGGGUUCGGGCCGUCGUGGGUCGGGCAGGGCCGGCCGCCCAGCGGCAGUCCCUGGCUGAACAAGGGCGGCGCGCGGCCCCGCGCCCCCCCCGAGAAGGCCGGGAAGUUCUCCAAGUGGCUCACCGGAGUGAAGAAAAAGGCCACCGGGAAUGCCAGGCCCCCGCUGGCCGUAUCCGGGCCCGGGCCGCUGUCCCCGAAGACGCUCGAGGCGCUGGCGUCGAGCGACGACGACGACCACCGCCGGGCGUCGCCCGCCGGGGCGCCGGGCCUCGCUCCCCCUCCCGCACAGCAACGCGCCGCCGCGCCGAAGCCAGCGGCGUCCCGGCCGCCCGUCGACGGCGACGCGAGGCAGCGCGUCGCGUCCCCGGCGCCGGACCCGCCCCAGCGCAUCCUCCCGAAGCUGUCGGCCACGGACGUGGUGUGCCCCCCAGAGGAGCACCUCCUGCUGGACAUGUCCCUUGAGGGCCUCCUGAUCAAGGGCGAGGCCGGCACGAUGGUCCCGGACUUCAACAUCCAGAAGCUCGCGCUGCGCGUCGGGCUCGACCUGCACGCGGAGAUGGUGUACCAGUACGGUGCGGGGUGGCGCAUGCCCAAGGGCGUGCAGUUCACGGUGCGCGAGAUCACGAAGGAGAUCGUGGGCGCGUCGAUCCCCGUCCCGAACGCCAUCAUCAAGCUCGUGCUCUCGAAGGUCCUCCCCAAGGUCCUCGAGCGCUUCUUCACGCGCGUGGUGCCCCCGGAGCUGGGGGACUACCUGCUGCGCUGCGUGCCCGCGCCGCAGGGGCCGCCCGGGGGGCCGCACGCGGGGCCCUGGGACCGCACGCGGUCGUACGGGGUGCGGGUGCCGCUCGAGGCUGGUGCGACCUUCUCGUUCGCUGGACUCCCCCACCGUGUCAUUGAGUGCGUGCUGUCGCGGCAGCGCCUUGGCGCGCACGGCGGCGGGGGGCUCAUGGGCGCCGGCGCGAUCGAGGCUGCGGAGGCCGGGCGCGUGCUGUCGCUGAGCCCGCCGGCCCUGGAGGCGCUCGGGCGCGCGUGGGACAUGCUGGAGAUCGACGGCGUGCCCAUGUCGAUCGCCAACCUCGGGCGGUUCCUGCGGCGGCGCGCGCCGUUCGGGAAGCAGUACUGGCUGUCGGUGUGCAGCUGCCUCGACGCGGCGUGGCGGUGCUUCGCGAAGAAGUCGCGCGUGCCGGACGCGGCGGGGCCUGGCGAGGGGGGGUUCGCAGCGCUCGUUGCCGGGCCGGUGACGCGCGCGGUGAUGCAGCCCAUGGGCAUCCGCGCGCGACUGGAUCACCUGCACGUCGAGGCGGACCUGGACGAGGCUAUGCUGCAGAUCUACAAGGCCAGCAUGCGGUGGGCGGAGGAGGCCUUCAAGGAGGGACGCCAGCCCAGCGACCCCUCGGGGGCGCCGGCCGACGGAGCUCCGGCCAAGCCCGGGGGUCUGCGGGGCCUGGGCAUCGAGCUGGACGACCUGCGGGAGUGGUAUAUGGGGGUGUCGUCGGGGCUGUCCAAGUUCAAGGAGACCUUCCACUCGGGCGCCGUGGGGUCGGCGUCGGCGCUCGCGCACGCCGACGGCAUCCACGCGGCCGUCCGGGACGUGACGUACGCGGGCCCGCUCGCCGUCGAGGUGCCGGUCGCGCGGCAGAUCGACGAUGACGGGCUGGCGACGUUCGACAUCUGGGUGCCCGACCUGUAUGGGUCGCCGCCGCCGAACCGCCGGUUCGGGCUCAUCUCGGGCCACAUGGCACAGAUCCGGCUCAAGGGGCUGCAGUCGUCGCUGCACGUGAUCCCGGAGCGGCUCGCGCGGUCCCUGUCGGUGGCGGCAGACGAGGUCGCGCGCGUGAUCGCCGACUCCGGGAGCGGAGCGCUGCAGCAGGCGCGCAACGGCGCGGAUGGUGCGUCGUCGGUGGUGCACGAGGUGAUGCGGGCGCUCGCGGACGCGUCGCCGGGGCAGCACAGCGGGCCCAUCAGGGGGCGGGAGGGCGUGGAGGCGGCGCUGCUCGCGGCGGUGCGCGCGUGCCUCGUCGGCGCGAGCCAAGUCGGCCAGCUGGACUGCCGCGUCGUCAAGGCCCCCGCGAAGGCGCCCUCUGGGGCCGACGGCGACCGCGCGGGCGCGGCCAGUGCACGCAAGGAGCACAUGCAGCUGUCGCUCCGUACGUCCCCCAUGUCGCGCGCGGAGAUCCACCUGCACCUGCUGGAGGCGCACACGCUGAUGUCGCCCGCGGGCAUGGUGCGGGCGGUGCAGGGGCUGGUGUCUGAGGCGGGCAUCAUGCAGAUUGGCGACGAGCGGUACAUGGACGAGCUGCUCGAGUGGCUCGAGUGGCUGCGGUCCUUCCUCGACCGCCCCGCCCUGCAGGCGUCCGUGGGGCUGCGCGCCGCGGCGCUCCUAAGGCCCGUGCUCGGCGGGGACAGGCACAUGGUGCUGUCGGUCGGGGCAGACAGCACUUCCGGGGGCAGCGUGCCGCUCGCGGUGGCGCACGAAGUGUACCUCGGCACCGCACCCGAUCCGAAUCAACCUAGCGCGGACGAGGGCGGGUUCUGA
Molecule: messenger RNA, 3864 nt
Organism: Pedinophyceae sp. YPF-701
Lineage: Eukaryota; Viridiplantae; Chlorophyta; Pedinophyceae
Source: the annotation of a GenBank genome assembly